Messenger RNA from Amoebophrya sp. A120, 2812 nucleotides. The record is from the annotation of a GenBank genome assembly. Lineage: Eukaryota; Dinophyceae; Syndiniales; Amoebophryaceae.
CCUCGCGCUGCGUUGGGGGAGCCGUGAGUGCCGUUGCGAGAGGUGUCGCUGCUGCAGCCGGAGCUGCAUGCAGAUCCCUUGGCAAAUGCCCGCGCACCGCCGCUGUGACUUUCGUCUUGCUCGGAGCUGGUGCUGUCUACGAGGUUGCCACUCACACCGGGCAUCACCAGUCGCAACUGCAGAUGGAGGCCGACACGGUGAUCAUCCAGCGGCUCCCGCCUUUGACCACAUACCACAAGGAGGUGGGUGCCACAUCAGGAUUCUCCUGGAGCGAGCUUGAUGAAUUGUCUGAGGACGCGAAAUUUCAAACAGACGCGUUGAUGUCCCAAGACGCACCAGCUCGCCGUCCUUCGAGCGGAAGAACGGCUUCCCGCCUGCCGCAAGCGGUGAAAAAAGGUCACAAGUUGCGCGGUAGUGCAGCUAAGGCCACGGCGGCUCGACGUGCAGCAGGAGUUCGCGGCACAAAACGAAACACGAAGGCUUCUACGAACAAGACGAGGAUCGUGAAAGAGAAUAAGAUUCGCCAGGAGCUGCAGGCUCGUCGUGGCGAAAAGAAGACCGAGAUCGAGAAAAAGAAAGUGAAUACCCUCGGUAAAAACGUCCGAAGCCCAAAUUGUGAAGUUUUUUUUUAUCUUUUCCAGUACAUACACACCCCCUAGUGGAGAUUGGAAAAUUUAGAAAUUUUGGCGCUCACGCAUGACAUCAAAGACGGGUGUGCAGCAUAGUCUAGUGAAUAAGCAUCACUGACCGAGCCUCUCAUCCUGAUUAGAAAGCACUAGCAAAUCUUCCAAGACGACUAGAAAACGCCACUUAUGAAGACCUGCAUGAGCAGGAGAAACAUACUGAGCAUGCAGAGCUGCAUGACAAACCAGGGGUGCGGACGUUUUUACUCAGGAUACUGAAGACGGAAAAGCGCCGUGGUCUACCUCGUCGUGGCGGCAGCAGCAGAGCGCGCACGAGCAGCGACAGCGAGGACGUGGCGCAGAAGCAGAACGAAAUUGCGAACGCCGGCGUGACGGAGGCGUACUAUGCGAACCAGGUGCGGAUGAUUGUGAAGGAGAAAAACGCUGGGCGCUCCGAACUGCGUCGCCGUGGUAGCGGACGCGAUAAAAAAGCCACGGGGAGCGGUCCUGACCCAAACGCCGCAGCUGAAGCUGUUCAAGAAUUCCAGAAACUCCCGAGCAACAGCUCUCAAUGGCGGGACAUCGCUGGGGUAUUCGGUUCAGAGUGGCAGGAGCCGGGGGGGGGGGACCAAGCAACCAGCGGUCCUCGUGGUCCGCAGGCUUCCACUUCCCGAGGAAGCAACUCGGCCGCGGAGAAGAAGGACAAUUGAGACCAAGCUACUCAUAUCAGAAAUGUCCUUCUUGCUGAUGGUGCCUGUGGUUGAUGUAUACAUGCAAGGAAUUCAAUCAUCCGGCCUAAGGCCCUUAUUUAUGAUACAGGCCAUCAAAGCUGCUGCCUUUGCAGCUGCGGAGCGGAAGAAAAUUUUUUUCGAUACGCAUUGCAAAUGGAAUCGGCAAGUUUCUAAUAGCGGCAAGUUGUAGCGGAGUUGUACAGAAGACUGAGCAGAUGCUAAAGAUGAAAGAAACUAAGUACUACAUGUCAACAUUGUAUAGAUACACAGUCAGGAUUCAUGAUCUUCAGUGACCCAGCACAUCGGUGACGACUUUGUCAGUGGUGGAUUGUGGUUUCACUGUUGUAACAGUAGUAGUUUUAAAUGAUGAAGCUGAUGGUGAAGCACUUAUACAUUGUGGAAACGCAGAUCGCACAGACAGGAACAAAAGUCUGAGCAUCUGAAUUUCAAUCAUGCGUAUAUGACAAAAACUAGGAGGCGUUAUACUGCUAGCUAUGGUGCCCUGCACGGCAAAGGAGAGCCAGAACUGCAGACCAAGACCAACUCGAGUGUUUUACUCCGCACCAAUAUCAACUGUAGGAUGGAUUCACAUUUAUGCUACUGCUUGAGUCGGUAGAGUGAGGAAAUAAUCACUAAAUCACGAGGUGCAAUUAGCGAAAAUUCUGCUAUGAGACAGGGAACGGAAUACAAAAAAGGAUGUAUCAGUUAUUGUCUCGGUGAUUCAUACAAAAAACGAUUGUGUUAUUCUAAACAGGUACUAUGACUCUCACUAUGAAUGUAUGAUUGAUGUUUUGCCUCUUUGCUUUUGCUUAUAGGCACCUUCUGUAAAAUGAAAAUGUCCCGAGAAAGAAAGACAAAGAUUCUCAUUUACAAGUACUACUUCUUAUUGGGUAAAUUCUUUAACUUCUGACGUUGUAGUAGCGCGUGCAUGUAAAACCGGCAUCGACCAGGAGCGUCAGUCUCACCGACAUCAAGAAAAAUAACGUCGCGCCCAGCGCGACGCGAUUUUUUGUUGAUGUGGUGUUUGUGCUUGACGCAUAUAGAGGGACCAGGAACCAAAUCAGACGCAGCAUUAUCUCCGUGGGUAUCUAUAAUAACUUUUGUUGUCCUUGUGUCCACCACAUGGAUAACUAAGUUACAACCAGCGGGGAAUAAGUCUAUAAAGCGCUGCCGUUGCAAUCUAAAAAUGUGACGAGAACAAAUCUGGGGUGAGCAGGUACUAGAUAUAGAAAUGAAGACUUGUCGAAGAAGAAGUAAUAUCAGGAUCAACAGAUGAAAGAGAUAGCGAUAUGGGUCAAGCACCCAAGUGCAUCCUAUAGUGGAGGUAGUCGAUUAGAAGUUAAUUCAUUGCCGGUGAAUUACGACUCGGGGACGGGUUGUGGGAUAAAAAUGCGUGAGAAAUCUCGCCAUCCGUAUCCGUUUUCUGAUUAUAACUUCAACUUGGUGAUGAAUUUGGAU